Messenger RNA from Grosmannia clavigera kw1407, 1164 nucleotides. Its product is annotated as glucose-inducible sam-dependent methyltransferase. The transcript has a single exon. Lineage: Eukaryota; Fungi; Ascomycota; Sordariomycetes; Ophiostomatales; Ophiostomataceae. Bases 1 to 1164 code for a protein of 387 amino acids. The record is from RefSeq and is a predicted model, not a curated record.
AUGCACGGCCUGACGCCCCCGGAGUUGUUUCCUCCGAUGCGGGAGCGGCCGUCGUUGGAGGCGAUCCGCGCCUGUCUCGCCCGGCUGGACGUGUCGACGUGCAGGGCCGGCAGCGACCCUGACGGCCCUGACGGCCCUGACGGCCGCGUCUGGGACUGGACGACGCCGGCGGACGAGAUCGAGGCAGCGUCGGCAGCAGCGGCAUUGCGGGCGCGGCGCAGCGCCAGCGCGGUAGCGCGCUAUCUCGGCAGCAUCGUGAUGAGCGACCUGGCCUGGCUGGUGGACGAGGAGGCGCGGGAGACGCUGUGGGCGACGGCGAGCCGGCAGAUUGCUGAGCGGUGCGGCCGCACGGCCAUGGGCGAGAUCACGCGACGGUGGCGGGUGACAGGGGGGACUGCUGGCAGUACUGACAGUGCUGGCAGUGAUGACAGGGACAAGGAAGCCAUCGAUCUCAUCCUCUGCGAGCCCGCUAUCGUGGGCGACUCGCUCGGCUUCAAGACCUGGGGCACGGCCUACGUGAUGGCGUGCAUGCUGCCGCAGCUGGCAGCCACCCGAGAGCUCUGUCACCUGGGACUGGGAGGCGGUCCAGCUCCCCACGUUCUCGAGCUCGGCGCCGGCACUGGCCUGCUUGGACUCGCGGCUGCGGCGCUGUGGCGUGCCGACGUCGUGCUCACGGACCUGGCGGCCAUCGUGCCCAACCUGGCGGCCAACGUGGCGCGCAACACGGCCGUGGUCGAGCGACAUGGCGGCCGUGCCCGCGCUGCCGUGCUGCAGUGGGGAGGCCGUCGCGCUGCUGACUGUCCCGAAGAGGCCGAUCCGCUGCUGCUGUUGGGCACAGCGCACCGGAAGCAGCCGUUCUCGCUUGUCCUCGCAGCCGACGCGCUCUACGACGACGGCCACGCUGAGCUGCUCGCCAGCGCCAUCGAUGAGCAACUAGCUAGCAGUCUGGCCGGUCGUGCCCUCGUCAUGGUACCGCUCCGUGACGGCCACACAGAGACAAUCGCCCGGGCGUUUGUGCUUGCUAUGGCCGCUCGGUCGCUCGUGGUGGCCGACGAGGGCCGCGCAGACGGCCAGGACACCGACUGGUCCGGCGGCUCACAGUUCCUCUGUUGCUGGUGGGUGUUUCGGCGAAUGGAUGGGGCUCAGACACGUGAGGGAGAAUAG